This is a messenger RNA of Owenia fusiformis, 653 nucleotides long. NCBI's taxonomy places the organism in Eukaryota, Metazoa, Annelida, Polychaeta, Sabellida, Oweniidae. The record is from the annotation of a GenBank genome assembly.
AUGGUACGGCCUCCAGAUAUAACAUGGGAUCAGUCUCCAGAGUAUAAGAUGGCACAGCUUUCAGGCUAUGCUUGCUAUAUAAGAUGGUACGGCCUCUCCAAAGUCAAAGAUGGGUGUAGCCUCCAAGAGUCUAAGAUGCUGCAGAGACUGGGUUUCACUGAUAUUGAUGCUAUAGAUGCUAACCAGGCCAUGCUAGAUGUAGCCAAGUCUAAGAAUGUUUACAACCGACUGAUUUGUGAUUUCCUUGGGCUAAACACACUGGACAUCAAAAAUGAUACGUACGAUGGCGCAGUUGCAACUGGUUGCUUUAACGAGUCCCAUGUCACCGGUGACUGUUUUCCAGAGUUGGUCCGCAUCAUGAAACCUGGCGGCCUGAUUCUGAUUCAGAUACGAGCUGACUUAUUGGAGAAAAUGGUAGGAUUUAAGGAAGCCAUGGAACAACUUGAAAACGACAAAAUGUGGACAUUGGUCAAAAAAGAAUAUUUCCCAAAUUGGUAUGUCGACAAACCAAUUGAUGGAUUCAGGGCCGUCUUUAGAAUAAUCUGACUCGUACGAUUAUAACCAUACGAUGGCGUAAUCUUAAGUUUUCUAAAUGAGUUUUGCGUUAAAAUGACUUUCUGAUUGUAGCAAAAUACAAUCGUUUCAAAACAUAA